Messenger RNA from Solea senegalensis (Senegalese sole), 3675 nucleotides. RefSeq names its product leucine-rich repeats and calponin homology (CH) domain containing 1 (gene lrch1). Gene Ontology annotation, molecular function: protein binding. NCBI's taxonomy places the organism in Eukaryota, Metazoa, Chordata, Actinopteri, Pleuronectiformes, Soleidae. The record is from RefSeq and is a predicted model, not a curated record. The transcript has 19 exons. The coding region runs from base 322 to 2430 and encodes 702 amino acids.
CUUGUUGAUGUGUGUUCACGAAACGUAACCUUUUCGCAAGCUAGCUGACAUUUAUUUUGAAAAUGAAGAACAGGAAGUGACGCCGCUCGACACUUCGCAGCUUGACGCGUCGCGCGCAGACUGAGGCAGAGACGCGGCGGCGGCACAAGCUGAAGGCGCGGAGGUGGAGUCGGUGUUCCGCUGCUGACCGUUAGCUAACCGUGAGCUAACCGUGAGCUAACCGUUAGCUGACCGCGUGGAUCAAAGCGACAGAGUGACGCAGUAGAGACAGACAGACAGAGAGAGAGACAGACAGACAGACAGACGGAUAGGGGGGACAUCAUGGCGACGCUGCUCGGAGCGGAGUCGGGUCGCUCUCCUCCGCCUCCUCCUCCUCUUCCUCCUCUUCCUCUCCUCUCACAGCUCGGUUCUGGUUCUGGUUCUCCUUCCUCUCCGUCGAACCACACUCACAACCUGCCGCCGAACCGCGGCUUGGAGCGCGCGCUGGAGGAGGCGGCGGCCAGCGGCGUCCUCCACAUCAGCUGCCGGAAACUGAAGGAGUUCCCCCGGUCAGCAGUGAACCACGACCUGAGCGACACCGUGGAGGCAGAUUUGUCAAAGAACAGACUGAGUGACGUUCCAUCAGAGGUCUGUCACCUGGUCGCCUUGGAAACGCUAAACCUGUAUCACAACUGCAUCAGGACCAUCCCUGACUCUGUCAUCAGUCUGCAGUCACUCACCUCCUUAAACCUCAGUCGUAACCAGCUGUGUUCUCUGCCCGCGUGUCUGUGUGGUUUACCUCUGAGAGUCCUCAACGCCAGCAACAACAAACUGGUCUGUCUGCCUGAGAACAUCACACAACUGCACGGACUCAUGGAGCUGGACGUCAGCUGUAACGAGAUCACGGCUCUUCCUCGUCACGUCGGUCGACUCAAAGCUCUGCGAGAACUCAACGUACGGCGGAACCUCCUCUGUGUUCUGCCCGAGGAACUGGCUGAUCUUCCUCUGGUAAAGUUGGACUUCUCCUGUAACAAAGUCUCCACCGUCCCAGUGUGUUUCAGGACGAUGAAGCAGCUGCAGUCACUGCAGUUAGAGAACAACCCACUGCAGAGUCCACCUGCACAGAUCUGUUUGAAAGGUAAAGUUCACAUAUUUAAGUAUCUGAGCAUUGAGGCGUGUCGCUGUGAGAAGAUGCCAGACUCACUCUACCUGCCCGUCAUAGAGCGGCUCAGCCUGUCACGACCCAGCACCGGCAGUGUGGAGGACAUGGAGCAGCAGCAGAAGAAGCAGGACAGUGACUCAGGAGUCGGCAGCGACAACGGAGACAAGAGACUGUCUGCUACUGAGCCGUCAGAUGAAGACAGUCUGAGUCUCAACGUGCCGAUGAGUCACAUCACAGAAGAGGAAGGACUCAGUAAAGACGACUCUACUGAACACAUCAGCUCCCUGACAGUGGACACAAACUGUGACUCUGUGCGUCUGAUCGAGGAGAGUCCUACGGAAGCUCUGAAGGAUCAGUUCAGCUGCAGAGACUCUGCUCUCAACUCUCGCUUCAUCAGCUACAUCAAGGGUCGUGCAGCAGCAGACUUUGAUGAGCCUCUCAGGAUAGAAGAAGACUCUUCGUGGCAAACAGAACAAACGUCAAAGGUCACAGUGGGCACAGAGCUCCACAUCGACAUGAUCAACCAGCUGAAAGAAGCUGUGGAGCUGCUGCAGGAGCCCAGCAGAGUUUCCUCACAACAGGACCAUGUGACUGGAGUCCGACUGUAUCCUGUGGAGAUGGUCACAGUGGACGAGUCACUCAAUGGUCAGGACAGUGAGGACAGCGCCACCACAGCUCAGCGAGGAGACGUCCCCCCGGCCGUCAGACUCUCGUCCUGUUCACCAUUUGGACUGAAGCCUCGCUCAGCUCCGCCCUCGCUGCCUUGCUCGCCUCCUCCUUCCUUUUUCGAAUCCUCCCCCCUCUUACAGGCCACACCCCUCCGUAGAGAUACACGGUGUAGCCAUGACGACGGAGGCGUGCACGGCCGCGUUUUCCUGCGCAGCCACAAGAGUCUGGAGUCUGUGGAUCCUCAGUUUACUAUCAGGAGGAAGAUGGAGCAGCUGAGAGAAGAGCUGGAGCUCAUGGAGACACUGAGAGACAGCAUCGAGAGCAGACUGAAGGUCGUCCUCCCCGAGGACCUGGGCUCGUCUCUGAUGGACGGCGUCGUCCUCUGUCAUCUGGCCAAUCACAUUCGCCCUCGCUCGGUGGGCAGCAUCCACGUCCCCUCCCCCGCAGUGCCCAAACUCAGCAUGGCCAAGUGUCGCAGGAACGUGGAGAGCUUCCUGGACGCCUGCAGGAGGAUCGGCGUUCCUGAGGACAAACUGUGUCUUCCUCACCACGUCCUGGAGGAGAAAGGUCUUCUGAAGGUCAGCAUCACAGUCGGGGCUCUGGUCGACCACAACUCCUGACCUGAGGCCAUUACGCAGAGAAGGGGCAGGGCUUCCAGUAUGCAGAGAAGGGGCAGGGCUUCCAUGGCACACACACAAACAUGAGUAAAGACUCUGGUUUGUCGCACUAACACAGUUUUUAAAAUUCUGUCUAAAAACAACAGCGUGCUCCUUUUAUAGUGUUGUAAUUAUUUAAAUUGACAAAGAUUUUAUUGACAAACACGGAGUGUAAACAAAGACGGCCGACACUGCGACUUUAUCGCAGUGAGAGGAUCGUCGUCUAACUCACCAACAGACACGAGACUCUUUGUCAGUUUACGUUUAAAAGACCAAAGUUAAAAUGGAGGCAAUAAUUGAGUCUUAACUUCAUCAGGAAACAAAAAACAAGUUUUACUUAAAUAUUUAAAAAGAAUUGACUUUAUUCUCUUAAAAUGUAAGUUUCUUUAGAAAAAAUGAAACCACUUCCAUGAUAUUUUUACAUCUUAGAUGUUUUUUAUUUUCAUUUUUUCAGGUUUAUUUCACAUUUAACUGUCUGUCAAAAGGAAAGUUCAGCUUUUGGGAGAAAACAAGCGUCACCUCGAGUUGCUAACAUCGGAAACUUACGGACAACUUUUACCUUUAAGUUCGUAAACCACACACACAGGAGUUAUUGAUCCACUGCUGCCUCCAUCACUACGUUCAAAUGUCUUAUUAAAUGAAUACAGCUUUUAAAAAUCUUCAUUCAGAUUAACCUCAGUGACACAAAGUGACCACACGAGGCAGCAGAGGACCAGCAGCUCUUGUGUGUGGGAGAGUGAGUGGUUAACAGACGUCUGUCUCACACUGAGACAAAGACUUAAACUGACGUGGGUUUGGUUCUGAGCAGCAGGGGGCGCUCACAGUGCAUUCGAUCACACUUAAAAACCCCUGAACUGUCCCUUUAACUUGUAAAUGUAGCUGAGCGUGUUUUCUGUGUUUCUGCACUUUAAACGUUUUAUAUCAGAUAUUUAAUGACACUGAAUUCACCUUUAAUCCAAACAGAAGCAACACUAAUGUGAGUGUAAACAUCCUGCUGAACACAAUCGUAUGUUUGUACAUAAAUGUCUGUGCUUUUAUUUUUUUAUUUGUGUCGACGUUUACUGUCACGUGUUGAACAGCAGCUCUGAGCUAAACGCAUGAAAUGUCCCUUUAACUGCUGUGACUAUAUCCAUGUGUGUGUGUGUGUGUAUUUACACACACACUGUAUUUCUUAUCACUUUAUCAGUAAAAGUCUGGUGUGUAAACGCA